Molecule: messenger RNA, 2164 nt
Organism: Pieris brassicae (large cabbage white)
Lineage: Eukaryota; Metazoa; Arthropoda; Insecta; Lepidoptera; Pieridae
Product: growth hormone-regulated TBC protein 1-A
Exons: 6
Coding region: 235-1251 (338 amino acids)
Source: RefSeq, a predicted model, not a curated record
UAGAAGUAGUCUGUGUAAUAUUGAGCGACGAUUGGGAGGCGAGACUAUUUUUAAUUUCGCAUUUUAAUAUUUAUAAUUAUUGGACUUGUACAUAAUUUUGGAAAUGUUAAUAUUAAAAGUGAUAAAUUAAUAAGUGCAUCGGACAGAAAUACAGUUUAUAAUAUUUUUCAAGCAUGUGAAGAAGAGAAAAUUCAAGUUGUAUGUGCUUAAUUUGUAUUAAUCACACUCAAAACUAUGGCUCAGUCAAAUUUUAGUGCCGUUGAUGAGUAUGGGUUUGAAAGACACGAAGAUUUUGACUACGCAAGCUAUGAAGAGUUCAUGUCUGUAUAUCUUAAGGUAUUGGCCUCGAGAGCGCAUAAAUGGUCUACAAUGCUUGGCGAAGGAAAGUCGGUCAAACGCACGAACACUAUUAAAAGAUACGUACGCAAAGGAAUACCAAGUGAACACCGCCCAUCAGUAUGGAUGGCAAUCUCAGAAGCAGACAAAAUGCGAGAUCUAGCUCCUGACCUGUAUCAUAAAAUCUUAGACAGCCCUUUUGAGAAGGAAUUAGUUGAUCUUGUGAAGACAGAUUUACCGCGGACAUUUCCAGAUAACAUUUAUUUCACUAAGGAGGCAAACCACCAAACACAUUUAUUUAAUGUGCUUAUUGCUUAUGCCCAUAAUAAUAGAGUUGUUGGUUAUUGUCAAGGAUUAAACUAUAUUGCUGGGCUAUUAUUGCUGGCUACAAAAAGUGAAGAAACUUCAUUCUGGCUGCUCAAAGUAUUAGUGGAAAAAAUACUUCCUGAUUACUACACAAAAACUAUGGACGGCCUCAUUGUUGACAUUGAAGUGUUAUCUGAAUUGGUAAAGUUCAAGGCACCUGAUGUACACCAACAUGUGAUUAACUUAGGUUUACCAUGGGCAGUUAUCACUACUAAGUGGUUUGUUUGUCUCUUUGCUGAAGUGUUACCAAUAGAGACAGUCCUCAGAAUUUGGGAUUGUCUAUUUUACGAGGGCUCAAAAAUUUUGUUCCGAGUUUGCAUUACAUUGAUCAAAACAAAUAAAGAGGCUAUUAUGGCAUGCAAUGACUUUACCUCUUUAGCCGAGUGUUUUAAAGCCAUUGUUAAAAAUGCAAGUGCAUUACACUGUCAUGAGUUUAUGCAGUCAAUAUUCAAAGUACCUGGAACACUUUCAAAUGCCACAAUUAUCAAAUUACGUGCUCGCUUCGCGAAGCAGCGCCGAGAGCAACAGCAGAAGGAGCCACCACGAUGAACAAAUUAAUAAACUUGAUCUCUAAAAGUACCAAAUGAUGUUCUAUUUAAUCUUUUGUAAAAAUUCGUCAUGACAGCAUGGCAAGGCCAUUAAUGAAUUUCAUUUUAAUUGAGAUUCUAAGCUUCUGUUGUGAAAUAAAGAUAUAAGACUUAACAUGACACUAAACUUUGUUACAUUUCUCUCAAUGUAGAAAAGAUUUCUAUCAGUUAUUACCUUUUUGGGUAUGCUUUUUUUUAUUAUAUACUAUAUUUGAUGGUACAUAUUGAUUUUGAAAGUUAUUUAGUCUUAUGUUAGGAUUAAUAAUUUAUUUUAAUUAUAUUUGAGUGAGACACAUUAUUUUUAAGCAAUAAAUAAGCAAAGCAUUAAUCAUUUGCUUAGCAUUUUUGUGGAAUUUAUAGAAGUGUAAAAACUUAAUUAAUAUUGUUUGAAAAAUUAUUUUAUGCCAUAAUUAUUGAAUCAUUCUAUUGGUUGAUUUUUACUUUUUGGAUAUUCAAUUAGUGCAGUUCUUAUAUAAAAAAAUAUUCUAAUUACAACUUUUUCGUGAAUACUAUACAUAUAUAAUUAUUAAAGCAAGCCAUAUGGCUGAUUUUAUAAAUUGUUAUAAUGAUUUUAGCAAAUGUUUUAUUCAAGCUUUGUAUAGUGUAUUACACUGGUUAUCAAAGAAAACAUUUAUCUUACAAGAUACUGAAGAAUUAUUAUAUAAUAAGGUUAAAUCCCAUCACUAAAAAAAUAUAAAAUCUUUUUCAGUUGUCCCACAAUAGUCAAUCAGUUCAUUAUAAAUGGUAUUGGUAUUGUAAUUGUGUACUUUUGAUGUGCUUUUUUGUCUUGUCACAAUUUAUUCAUGUCAAUGAUAGAUAAAUGUCAACUAAGGUUAUGAAAUUUCUAUAUGUACAGAUAUAUUUCAAAUAUAUAU